GCAACCAGAGUGUCCAGAUUGGGUGGGAAAUCUGGCAACACUGUGUGAGGACCGCCAGCUGACACCACAUUGGCGAUCAAACAAGAAGCUGCUACCGCUUUCUGUCAGAUCGCCGUUUGUACCAGUCCACACAUGCUGUGAUCUGCAGUAAAUGAAGAGACCAACACAUGAAGGAUGCACGCUAGAGGAGCCAUCUGCUAAUGACCAUUCCGUUUUCGAGAACGUCCGUCUAGUCUCUUUCCCUUUCUCCCUCUCUCUUUCAGUUCCUGUGUGCGUAUCCACUCUGCCAACAUGGAGGUCAACCCGGUGUUGGUGGAGUCCUCUGUGGUCAUGGCCAUGGUACUGUGUGUCCACAUGUCGGUCUGGAACCAGCACUCCUGGUGCUGCAUAGCGCUGGUCAUCCAGGCGUUCUACGUUCAACACAAAUGGGACCGCCUGCUCCGCUCUGGCGGCGCCGUGUUCCAGUUUCGACUGACGGCAAACAGCGGCAUUGUCCCGGCCUCCAUGGUGAUGCCCCUUCUUGGCCUGGUGCUGAAGGAGAAAUGCUCCGCCUCCGGGUAUGUCUACUUUGAGCGGUUCUCCAUGGUGGUCACGGUGACCGGCAUGAUGCUGGCUCUGUUCCUGUCCCUCAUCGCUCUGGGCGUUACGAGGCCGGUGCCCACCAACACGUGUGUGAUAGCAGGUAUGGCAGGGGCCGCCAUCAUGUACUCCACCAAGCAGACCCUGACGGUGUCGGAGGUGAUCGAGGUCCUGGAGGUGCUGCUGAUCUUCGUGUACCUCUGCCUGAUCGUGCUGUACCUGCUGCCGCGCUGCUUCACCCCUGGGGAGGCGCUGCUCAUCGUGGGCGGCAUCAGCUUCAUCGUGAACCAGCUGAUCAAGCGCUCCCUGAGCCUGUCCGAGGCCAAGGGCGACCCCAUCAACUACUUCCUUCCGGUGGUGGUGGUGGGCUCACUGCUGCUGGGGGUCUUCUUCGCCCUGCUCUUCUGCUUCAUGGAGUCCGAAACAUGGGUGUCAUCGCUGUUUUUCCACAUGAUGACCGCCGUCUUGGCGCUGGGGAUCCUCAUGCCGUGGCUGGCGCUGUUCAUCGGCCGCCACCCCAUCAUGUGGCUGGUGGACUUUGUGACUUUAAACGAGAAGAGGAUGUGCCUCCUGGGCUACUGGCUGCUGCUGGCCAGCAUAGCCACCUGUGUGGUGCUGCACCAGAACUACAAGCGCCAGUCAGGUUCCAAGAAGCACCAGGCCUCCACCAUCGUCAGGAAGUACUUCCACCUCAUCAUUGUGGCCACCUAUGUGCCAGGGCUGCUGUACGACCGGCAGCUCCUCCACGUGGCCUCAGUGGGGUGCCUGGCCUUGUUCUUGGUGAUGGAGUACGUGCGGUACUUCCGCAUCCGACCCAUGGGGCAGCUCCUGAGGCAGCUUCUCACCUUGUUCCUGGACGAGCGGGACUCUGGGCCUCUGAUCCUCACACACGUCUACCUGCUCCUGGGCAUGUCCUUACCCAUAUGGCUGUACCCUGGCCCAUGUGCCCCUAAAGGGAUAUUACCGGGCGCUGGAGGACUGGUGCCAUAUGCUGGGGUGCUGGCCGUAGGAGUUGGAGACACGGUGGCGUCCGUUUUUGGCAGCACCAUGGGAGAGUUCCGAUGGCCUGGCACCAAGAAGACCAUGGAGGGCACCGCCACGUCCGUGUUCGCCCAGAUCAUCGCAGUGGCCGUGUUCCUCAUCUUUGAUGGGAGCAUCAAUCUGAACUCCACCUACUCGUGGAUCGUGGGCUCAAUCACACUGGUGGCCAUGUUGGAGGCGUACACCACCCAAAUAGACAACCUCUUCCUGCCCCUCUACCUCUUCAUCCUGCUGCUGCUCUGAACAGGGACCGUCGGGGGCUAAAUGAUACUAAUAAUAAUAUGGCUGAAUAAUGACUAAUGGGAUUUUUGACAUCUUUGAUUUCUGACCUCUAUAAUAGGAUGUGUUACUUUUCAAUAUAUCGAAGGGGAGUAAACAAUUGGAAAUUGGUAUUGAUCAAACAAUAAUGGUUCCCUUUAACUGGGAUAGGGAGGGUAGGGCAGAUCAAUCGCAAAAGUAUUGGGAUUACCUGUGCGGACAAAUGGUAAUGAUAACAUGGUAAUCCUGCUUAAUUAGUAAGACUAAGAACCACACCUCUGCCUUUUCAUUUGGUAAAGCUGCAGAUGUUUCAUCAGCAUGUCCAUUUUUGCCUAGAUCAAAAUCCAUUUCAAAUCACUUGCCACGGAUGGAGAUGUUCGUUUCAAGAAAGGAUGUUGAACAUGA
Molecule: messenger RNA, 2283 nt
Organism: Gadus macrocephalus (Pacific cod)
Lineage: Eukaryota; Metazoa; Chordata; Actinopteri; Gadiformes; Gadidae
Gene: dolk
Product: dolichol kinase
Exons: 2
Coding region: 292-1863 (523 amino acids)
Biological process (GO): dolichyl monophosphate biosynthetic process
Cellular component (GO): endoplasmic reticulum membrane
Molecular function (GO): dolichol kinase activity
Source: RefSeq, a predicted model, not a curated record